Batrachochytrium dendrobatidis JAM81 is the source of this 1458-nucleotide messenger RNA. RefSeq lists its product as uncharacterized. Gene Ontology annotation, cellular component: RNA polymerase III complex. The record is from RefSeq and is a predicted model, not a curated record. The transcript is spliced from 8 exons. NCBI's taxonomy places the organism in Eukaryota, Fungi, Chytridiomycota, Chytridiomycetes, Rhizophydiales. Gene Ontology annotation, molecular function: single-stranded DNA binding. The coding region runs from base 1 to 1458 and encodes 485 amino acids.
AUGUCUAAAAUUGAACUUGGUCUCUGUGGAGAGAUUUUAAAGGAGCAUUUUGGAUCUUUGGUUCAGAAAGUUGGAUUUGUUUUACUUUCUAAAGGACGAAGUAACUUGGCAGCGAUUGCUCAGUCAUCCAAACUACCCAUCAAAAUCAUUCGUGAAUCGUUGUUCAUUCUUAUUCAAAAUCAUCAAGUUACGUUUGCUGAAAAUACCGAAGGAAUGAGAGUUGUGGUAUACUAUGAGGCCAACAUCAAGGAGAUUUUACUUAGAGAUCGCUUUGCAUUGUAUAUUUCCACUGCGUCGACGCAUCUUGGAGUGAAUGCUGGACUGAUUAUAAGCAAAGUGCUCGAGGCCGGAUAUCUAGCACCGUUAAAGCUUCUUAAAUCAUGCAAACUCACAGAAAAAGAUAUUUCAGCCUGCAUGGAAAAGUUGGUUCAAGGAAGAUUUGUACGUACUGUGUCAGCUAUAGACAGUCUGACCAUUAAUGAUAAAUAUAUACUGGAAGAGCGAGAGGCGAUUGCCAAUACUGGUGCCGGUGCACCGUUAUCGUCGACCGAGCUGGCCAAGCUGCGAAAAUCUUUGGCAGAAAAGCGUUCAAAUUACGCUCAAACUCCCAGUUCUGGAACAAAACGUAAAGUGCUGGAUUUUGAAGAAGAAGAAAAUAGAAAGAAAAUUGCAGAGUUGGCUAGUCAGCGAGUCAAUGAUACAGCAGGACGCUUGAUCAAAGCCAUGCUAGAUCACACUUAUUCUCAGCUGAAUUCAUGCAAAGAGCCCCUGUCUCCGUCAAUUCGUCGUGAAAUGAUCGGGACGUUGGUUCGAGGGCAAGAACUACAUGUUCAUGGCCAUUCCAAUGAUCCCGCCAUGGAAUAUAUUGAAGCACUUGUAUCAGAACGAGCCAAAAUCGUAUCAAACUUGAACGGAACUCUUUAUGCCAUCAAUCUACGCGACUCUGUUCGUGUGAUGCAAAUAGAUCUAAUUGAAUCCAUCAUUCAGGAGAAAUUUGGAGAUGUGUGUCGUCGUAUUUGGCGGCUGCUUUACAUGAAGCAAAAAUUAGACGAAAAGCAGGUUGGUAAGCAAGCCAUGAUUAACAACAAAGUGGCUCGUGAGUGUCUUUAUACAAUGCUAAAAGAAGGACUCGUCUAUUUGCAAGAUGUGCCAAAGACAAUGGACCACUCUGCCUCUCGUACGUUUUUUCUAUGGUAUGUAUCUAUUGAGCGAACGUGUACCGUUCUUCUUACCAAUGCAUACAAGACCUUGCACAGAAUCAAGCUUCGACGUACCAAAGAGCUUCUUGACCGUACUCUUCUUUUAGAAAAAACCAAUCGCUCUGAUGUACUAUCUGGGGAAGCUCAACUUACAACUACAGAUCAAGAAAACCUGGCUCAUCUCAACACAGUUUUGAAAAAGCUUCAUAUAUCAGAAAUGCGUAUAGAUCAAAUGGUGAUGCUGUUACGAGAUUUUUAA